This is a messenger RNA of Melitaea cinxia (Glanville fritillary), 1944 nucleotides long. RefSeq names its product protein O-glucosyltransferase 2-like. NCBI's taxonomy places the organism in Eukaryota, Metazoa, Arthropoda, Insecta, Lepidoptera, Nymphalidae. Gene Ontology annotation, molecular function: glucosyltransferase activity. The transcript is spliced from 6 exons. The record is from RefSeq and is a predicted model, not a curated record. Gene Ontology annotation, cellular component: endomembrane system. Bases 73 to 1560 code for a protein of 495 amino acids.
UUUUGUGUAAUAUAAACAAAAAACAAAAUACACAUUUUUAUAUUUCAGUCUGUGAUAAGAUAAGACUACGAAAUGUUGGAAAAAUAUAGUAAUGUUAUAAUUUUUCUCCUGUUGACUUUAUUGAAAAAUAAUUUUGGCCAUGAAAUAAAAAUAUAUGGUCCUGGUUUACAACCUAAGAAUAUUGUAAUGCCGGCGCGAUAUUUCUUCGUUAACUUUACAACUAUAGAUGAAAACUCAUACACAAAAAAUUUAGCACUUAACUUUGCAGUGGAAAUAAAUGGAAAAUCUUAUAAGAGCAAUCAUUGUCGUGUUUGGACAAAUACUUUGGACCGAAAAGAUGGAACAUUUAUAGUACGAUACAAAUUAUAUGAGACUUGUAAAGAACUAUCAAUUGGCAUUUAUUAUAAAAACAAACAUAUCCAUGAUUCUCCUUUUAGAUUUGAAGGUCCUAUUCAACCAGAUCAAUGUGAUUGCCCAAAAAAAGAUAUGUUCCAAUGGCUUAAAGAUUACGAAUGUCCUGCAUCAUAUGACCAAAUAGAAUAUGAUCUCAGACCAUUCAAAGGAUUAAUUAUGUCAAAACAAAUAAAAAACAUAAUUAAAAAUUAUCACAAACCUGAAAGUACAAGUUUUUGUCAUUAUGUUAUAAAAUAUAAUGAAGUAUACAGAGACUGUUAUGGAAAACAUAUAGGAUUCAACAUGUUUGCUGAUAGCAUUUUACUGUCGUUAACAAGAAAAGUUAUCAUGCCUGAUAUGGAGUUAGUCAUAAAUCUAGGUGACUGGCCACUUGUGCAUAAGGGGAGCGAACCACUUCCUAUCUUCUCUUGGUGCGGCAAUGAAGAAACAUUGGACAUUGUGAUGCCUACCUAUGAUAUCACUGAAUCAGCUUUAGAAAAUAUGGGGAGAGUCACAUUAGAUACAUUAUCAGUACAGGGCAAUGUGGAACGUAAGUGGGCGGAUCGAGAGGAUCGCGCGUUUUGGCGUGGGCGCGAUUCUCGUGCUGAAAGAUUGAAGUUAAUUGAUAUAGCUAGAGCCCAUCCUGACCUAAUUAAUGCUUCUCUAACGAAUUUCUUCUUCUUCCGUGACAAAGAAGCACAAUAUGGACCAAAGCUACCUCAUAUAUCUUUUUUUAAAUUCUUUGAUUAUAAAUAUCAAAUAAAUAUUGAUGGGACUGUGGCCGCAUACAGAUUACCAUACCUUCUGUCUGGAGGUUCUUUGGUUAUGAAGCAACAAUCACCAUACUAUGAACAUUUUUAUAGCAAAUUACAACCUUUUGAACACUUUGUUCCAAUUAAAAGCGAUCUUUCUGAUUUACCGGAAAAAAUUAUUUGGGCGAGAGAACAUGAUGAGGAAGCACAUCAAAUUGCUCGAAAUGCAAGAAAUUUUGCUACGAAUAACCUGUUACCACAGCAUGUUAUAUGUUAUCAUGCUGUUUUAUUCUUGGAAUGGAGUAAAAGGAUUAGAAGUAAAGUCAACGUUAGCAAAAAUAUGACACAUGUCCCACAAGAGGAAUUUGAAUGCAACUGUGAUUCGACAACAUUUGCAGUUCAUGGAGAAUUGUGAUAUGCUUUAGAAAACAAAAUAGCUAUCCCUAAUCUACAAUAAUAUUAUCAAGCUGAAAAGUUGGUUUGGGCUAAUCUCAGAAUCUACUGGUUAGAAUUGAAAAAUUGUUUGUGUAUUAGAUGGUUUAUUACCGAGGAAGGCUUAUUUAUUUUUAUAUUUUUUCCUCAAAUAAACCCGGGUGAAACCACGGGUCACAGCUAGCUAUAAAUAAUUGAAAUCUCAUUUAUAUAGAAACUCAUUAGUAGUAAAAUAGUUUUCAUCACCGUUUAUUAAAAAUCAUAAUUGUUUUAAUCUUAAGAUAAAUAACAUUGCCUUUAGAGUAAUUUAAGUGUAAAUAGGUUUAUGGAACCAAAUGUUUUAGGAAGUAAUAUAUUUUUGUAUUAA